This is a messenger RNA of Dermochelys coriacea (leatherback sea turtle), 4424 nucleotides long. It is a transcript of the gene RFFL, whose product is annotated as ring finger and FYVE like domain containing E3 ubiquitin protein ligase. The record is from RefSeq and is a predicted model, not a curated record. Gene Ontology annotation, cellular component: cytoplasm; plasma membrane. The transcript has 8 exons. Gene Ontology annotation, molecular function: ubiquitin protein ligase activity. Gene Ontology annotation, biological process: negative regulation of extrinsic apoptotic signaling pathway via death domain receptors; proteasome-mediated ubiquitin-dependent protein catabolic process; protein K48-linked ubiquitination. NCBI's taxonomy places the organism in Eukaryota, Metazoa, Chordata, Testudines, Dermochelyidae. Bases 247 to 1374 code for a protein of 375 amino acids.
GUGGGCAGUUGUCAUAGCGCCGCCGCGCGCUGCGGACGGGGAGGUUCGGUGCAGGCGCCCGCGCCCUCCCCCGCCCCCGCCCCCGCCCCCGCCUGAGGGGACGGCCCGGGCCGGGUGAUACCAGAGACACCCCCUCCCGGGAGCGAGGGGCAGAGCAGAUAUCCUUGUCUACUGCUACAGUCGAUGCUGGUAACACCUUAAAGCUGUGUAAAGGAUGGCUUUUACCUGAUUGUUGUAGAGGUACUGAUGUCAUCUCUGAACGCAUGUUUUAUUACUAUGUGGGCAACCUGUUGUAACUGGUUUUGUCUGGAUGGACAACCUGAGGAGAUGCAGCAGCGGCCGCAGCAGGGUGCCAGACCCCAGGCAUAUUCCAACCCAGGUUACAGCUCCUACCCUUCUCCUACAGGUUCUGAACAGAACUGCAAGGCAUGUGGGGUGCACUUUGAAAAUUCCUCCAGGAAGCACAUUUGCUUUGACUGUAAAAGGAAUUUUUGCACUUCCUGUUCAAGCGAGCCUGAAAGCAGUCCCCUUCUCUGCCAUCUCUGUCAGCGGUUCCAAGCCACAGCGUUUCAGCGGGAGGAGUUGAUAAAGAUGAAGGUAAAGGAUCUACGAGACUAUCUGGCACUCCACGAGGUUUCCACAGAGUUGUGCCGUGAAAAGGAAGACCUGGUGUUUCUGAUUCUUGGGCAACAGCCUGUAAUCACCCAGGAGGAUAGAAUACGAAUCCCGCCGUUAAAUUCUGACACAUCUGGGCAGCAAAGCUUUGUCAUUCUGCCAGAGACCAGCACAGCAUCUUCUACCUCACAUAAUGCCUCUCCAGUGUCUGCAGACUCCAUCUUGAGUCCAAUAACUCAGGAACAUCAACAGGCAAAUGGGCAUGUGCCUCCAAGCCAAGACGAUAUGACAGAAAUUGAGAAUGCAACAGAAGCACCAACAGAGGAGGAGACACAGUCUGUUGACUCGGAGGAUAACCUGGUACAGGGACGGAGGGCCUCUCUUUCUGACCUAACGAGUGUUGGAGACAUUGAUGCACUCUCUGUGCGACAGCUGAAGGAAAUCCUGGCUCGCAACUUUGUCAACUAUAAAGGCUGCUGUGAGAAGUGGGAGCUGAUGGAGAGAGUGACCCGUCUUUAUAAAGAGAAGGACCUUCAGCAUCUGGUUUCUGACACAGAUGAUCAAAAUGUUUCCUCAGGCAGUGCAGGGCUCCCUAGCACUGAAGAGAAUCUCUGCAAAAUCUGCAUGGACUCACCCAUCGACUGUGUCCUGUUAGAAUGUGGCCACAUGGUCACCUGCACCAAAUGUGGAAAGCGUAUGAGUGAGUGUCCCAUAUGCAGGCAGUAUGUGAUAAGAGCUGUCCAUGUAUUUAAGUCCUGAGUGAGCAUGAGGAAGACCAGUGUUGCCUUAAAGCCUCAUCUGCUGUUAGAGAUCGUCUAAAACCUCUACAGGUCGGUCAGAGACUGGCACACAGGACCUCAGAAGAAACCUGAAGUUCAUAGGUGAGAUGAGGAAAGGAGAAAGCUUGGGGAAUUGUUCUGAUUGAAGCCAUUGACUGGCUGUGCCCUUCACACCACAGUGCUUUACCCUGCAGUGCCUAGACUCUGGGAGCCCACUGUCGUCAGCAGAGACAGAAAUAAUUAACAGCUUGCAUUCUGGGCUAGCUUGAUCAACUGAUGUUGGGGGACAAAUAAUCACUUGGCUUUCCAAAACUAACACCAGAUUCUGAGGCUUAUUUCUUACACAAUAAUAAAUAAGGUGGACUGAGGUUUUGGCACAACAUUUUCUUUUGUUUUGCUGCUACUGAAGUCUCUCAUUCUGGUACCCUCUUUAAUUUGCUCUGUUCCAGGUCACAUAUCCACUGAUAUUUUUAUUUUCGGGGAACAAAAUCUUAUUGGGCUGGUUCCCUCUCCCUAUGCUUUUUGUUUUUUUUAAAAAAAAUGUAACUUUAUUUUAAUCUCUUAGUUUCUUAUGCUUGCAGGCCAGGCUUAGCUUUUUUUAUAUUCAGAAUUUAUUUCUAAGCCAAGCCCUGUAAGAUCAUGGUGAAUCCUUCACUAUUGCUACACCUUAAUAUGGAAAGGAGGCAAGACUUCAUACUGUUAAAGAUACAUUAUUUCCCUUUGAAAGAUAAGAGGCAGUGAAGAGGCUUAGGGCAUAGAGCCUUCUCUUAUAGCUUACCCAGCAUAGGCAGUUUUUGUCUCCCUUCUGCCUACAAUUUGCCUUUCCUUGGUGGUUCUUUGUUAUAACACUACAGGAUGGUGUGUUGCCUGCAGGGUACGUAAGAAAUCCUUGUAUACCUGAACUAGCUGAGAGUCAACCUCCUCCAGUGACUAAUGAGUUGGGACCCUGAGGCCCUAGUCCCCUACAAUGUUUGAACACUAGUGGAAAAAUCCACUAUGGCCAGAGUAGUGUGAUUUUGGUCUAGAACUGCCUACGCUCCUAAAAGGGAUUGGUGAGACAUUUCAAUCAUGAAGCCCUCAGCAGUGUAUUCUUAUAACGAUCUCCUGAGAUGAAGCUGUCAGAGAGACACUGAAGUUUGGAGAAACAUGGUGGAGGACUUUUUCCACUGUGAACCUCUACAGCUGGGUUGUCUUAUGAUUUGAGGAGGAUAGCCUUCCUUUUUCUGCCUGUUUACCAAUUCACUGUUCUACAGUCCUGAUGUGUUGCCAAAUAUGCAAAGAUUGUUUGGGGAAGAGCACAACAUAAUGUCUCCAUUUUCCUUUUAUGGGGAUGAGGCUAUAGCUUCACCCUUAGAAAGAAUUCUGCAAGGUAGACUUGGGACAUCAAUCAAAAGCUGUUCGUGACAUCUAUGGUUUAGAAAGUCCCAGUGGACCUACCGCAUUGUUUUUUUCCUCUAUGGGGCAUUUAAAAAAAAAAUAUAGUAGUGAUCUUACAAGGUAUCCUGGAAAUACUCCAUUCUGAACUGCCAGAAAAAUAUUCAAUUUCAAAAUCAUUCUGUUAUGCAUUAAAUAAGAUUUUUCAGCUAAAUUAGGGUUACACUAGUGUCUUAUCUUAUCCCAAAUGGCUCCUGGAGCCAUUUAAGGCUUAACAGUUGUUUCAGAUUGUUUUUCACACAUAGUUGUAGGCCUUACUAUAAUAAUGUAAGUGCAUGGGUGUUCAGAAUAUGUGGGUGCAUGGUAUGGUAUGGGGCCAGGAGCAGCAUCUAUAUACAAAAAUUGUAUUUGUCUACUCUAAUAAGAGUGGCAAGUCCUAGGCUCUGCACCACUAGAUAUGUAUGUAAAGCAGCAGCUUCUAUUGAUGUAUCUGUGCACACUUGUGGUAACAGCUGGUAAUCUUAAGUAACUGCAAAUGUAUGUAAUCUUUGCAACUAUUUAACAGUGCUGUACAACAGUAGUAAUGCCUCUGCUGCAAGAAAUGCCUGGUGUGUGUGUGUGGGGGGGUGUCGUCUUUCUUGUGGAAGAGAGGAAACCAUUCCUGGUAGCUCACAAGUAUCAUUCAUGUAUAGAUAUUUAAAGGAAGGUACCUCUGCCCUGUGAUCUGCAGCACCUGCACAUUAGAGAAGGCCUUUACUUUUAUUGGUGGUGAUUCCUGUAGAGGAAGGACAGGAGCCUAGCCUUGUUUCAUGGAUCUGUGUCCUUGCCCCUUCUCUCUUCAUUUUAUGAGAAGAGAGCUGCUCCUUCUGGACAGUCUGACCUGUUUUUAUAAUCUCUGGCUCAAAACCUAGCACAGGCUUUCCUAAACAGAGGGGUACUGACACACAUUUUGCCAGCAGCUAAAUUGUAUUAUGUUAAAUACUUUUCCCAUGCAAGUAAUUGCUGUAGUUACUAUUGAGCUGUUCAAUCAUGAAUGGGAAGAGGGUGUUUACAUCAACCACUACCUGUGGCCUAAAUUUAUGAACCCAAUCUAGCAAAUUCACUGUGAAAAAUAAUGCAUUUUAUCAUGUUCAGCAAUAACUUCAGGCCAGAGGGGCUUAGGUGGAGGAAGACACUUUCCCUAUUCAGUGUCAAGUUUACUAAACUUCAGGUCUCUAAGGUUCUUCUGCCUCUAUUCUAUAGUAGAAAGGCCCUAGUGCAGAUCAGUUUCUGCAGGGAUGAUUUUAAGAACAAGAUUUACACCCCCCCCCCCCCCCCCUCUCAAGCUUGCAAUUUGCCUUCCUAGUUUGGUAGUGAAUAGUUUUCCCAUUGCAAAAAUUGAUUGUUUGCUGUGGGGGUGACUAUUUUAAAGUGAAACUUUUAAAAGCCAGAGGAAACUGGUUCAUAAUCCAAAGGAAUAUACUGAUCUGUACUAAUAAAUAUAAGAAAAUAUUCAAGUGCUUUAUGUACAGUGUACACAUUUGUUCAAAUAUUUUGCAAGUUAAUGUUCUACUUGAAAUGGAUUCUAUUAAAUUCUAAAUCCUAGUAAAUAGACUAGUUUUGGAACAGAGUUCUGCUUUAUAAUUUUAUAAUAAAGUGAAAAUUUGAUUUAUCCAA